Molecule: messenger RNA, 582 nt
Organism: Monascus purpureus
Lineage: Eukaryota; Fungi; Ascomycota; Eurotiomycetes; Eurotiales; Aspergillaceae
Source: the annotation of a GenBank genome assembly
AUGCCUGCUUUAGUGAACAACAUUCACGAAUCCGUCGCGCUGGUGCGCGAGCCCCAUGACGACGAGCUCUAUGUCAUGGACGCCUUUGAGCGUCAUGCCGGGCACUGCGAGACAUGCGCGGAUCCCCUCCAGACCCUUGGCAAGGGCCGUUCCCUCUGUGCCCGUGGCCAGCAGUAUGCCAUUGAUGUCGCCGGUUACCUCUACAGCAAGAACAGCAGGGCGCACUCCGUCAUCGCCCGUGAGCAGGGACAGCUAAUGCUAGUCAAAAUCCCCCGCGACUGCAUUGCGGUCCGUUGCCUCCUUCUUGCCAUCGAGAGGGGUUUGCGUCUGCCCCAGAAGAACCAGAGGCUUGCUCCCGUCAUCAGCCAUGAUCGCUUAUAUGUUGUGACUUCUCGACCGUCCACUUCACCGGAGCCAGAGCAGUACCAUCAGGUGAUCGAGAGGGAGCCACGGAGCCUUAAACGCCGUCGCACAGUCUAUACAGGGACUCGGGGCUCCUUGUACAACUCGGAUGCGGUAGAGCGAGUCGAGCGCACAUACGUGUCCACCCGCGUUUACCGACCAACCGAAUACCACCGCUGA